AGAGGAAGUGUCUGUAGACAGUACAGUGAACAUGACUAAGAGCAAGACAGGACGGGGCAGGAAGAAGUUGGCCGUCCGAAUGGUCAGGGGGCCGAAAAAGGAUGAGGUCAAUAAGGGUUAUGAGUCGCAGCUUUCCCAAGUGAAGCUACGCGUGAUGCGGUAUCUAGGCGGCCUGGGAGGAAGUCAGAAUCAUGCUUUGUUGGCGGACAGUGAGGCAGAGGUCAGCAGGCAGGCAAUUGCUUGGGAUACACACCGCCAUCUCAAGUUUGACAUGCCCUUUAUAGACAUGAAACCCACCAUCUACUUAGAUCCAUUCCUGCCUCAUGUUGUUGCAUUAGCUACAAAGUCAAGUGACCGUCAGACAAAGGUGGCUGCUUGUGAACUACUCCACUCCCUCGUGUUGUUCUCCCUGGGGCGGGGUGCCACCCAGCCUGGGGAGGCGGCCAAGCGGUGCUCCAUGGCACCACUGUACAAGAAGUUGUUUCCUGUCCUCUUACAACUGGCAUGUGAUGUGGAACUGGUUGCCAAGCAACUGUUUGAGCCUCUGACAAUGCAGAUCAUCCAUUGGUUUACAGGCAGCAAGAAGGCGGAGAGCGAGGAAACAAUCUUAUUGGACGCCAUCUUUGAUGGUAUCAUUCAACCAACAGAUACCAGCCUUAGAGACUUCUGUGCUUCUUGUCUUCGAGAGUUUAUGAAGUGGUCAAUUAAACACACCUCCAGAAAAAUGGAGACAAGCCCCAUCAAUGCUAAGUCAGUAUUGAAGAGACUUUUUACUUACGCUCUACAUCCCAGCGCCUUCAAGAGACUUGGAGCAGCACUAGCAUUCAACAACAUCUACACCAUAUUCAGGGAAGACAACAUAUUGGUGGAUACCUUCACUUUCCAGAUCCUCGUCCAUUUUGUUGAGAGUCUGGCCAUUGCACAUAAGGAUGAGAAGUCUUUAGGUACACAAGAACAAGCAUGUAAAGCCCUAGAACACUUAGAAAAAAUCAUCUGUAAAAAGGCAGACAUCCUGAGGAAGGAGAGUAAACUCCGGACAGAGCCCAGUCAAUGGAGCAAGAUCACAAUAGAUAUCUGUGUGCGCUGGUUCAUGCGUCAGUGUGGCCGACCACAGACAGAGUGCAGACAUAUGUGUAUGAAACUCCUACACAAGAUGACGCCACUCAUACAAGGUAUCAAGUCCACACAGAUGUAUUUCCAGGCCUUCUUGAAGAGUGAAAAACAGAAAUACUUCAUCACAAGGUUUGAAGGAGGAGGUCACACCAGUCACACCAAGGUUGGGUUAGUGGCUUGCCCCACCCUGAUGUCUAUCGGCGACACCUUUACUCUGCCCUCUACCCUGACCUGGUUCGACACGGUCCUGGCUGCCCUGGACUGUUAUACCACAGUGUUUGGGGAAAACCUUCUCACACCAGUGGAUGUAUUUGGAGGUCCUGGUAUGACGCAAACAAAUGUCUAUAAAGCAGUAGCAUACUUUGUGGACAACAUAGCCCUGGCCGACAUCAAGACUGUUGCUGAUCUAUUCCCUAACCAAUCGGAGACAACAUUCUUCACACCUCGAGAGAUCGAUGAAUUCAAUAGAGAAAAGUGUACAGUGAUUGUCAGGCUUAUGAAUUUCCUUUCUGUGGUGGUCGCCACUACCGGGACAAAGGACUUGAUUAAGGCAGUUCCGCCAGAGGUUUGGAGUGAUGCACUCUGGGAAAUGGUGUGUAUGUGUGUGGUGGAGCCAGGCACUGUUGGCUUCAAUCUGGGAGAGGUCGAGGUCAUGAAAAAUUUGCCAAGGGAGAUGGAACAAGUGCUGAUGGUGAUGUCCAGAAAGCUUCCUACUAACUUAUGCGAGAACAUGAAAAAACAGUUCACUAAGACCCUGUCUGGAAAUAGGGAUUUGUCAGGCCACCUUCCUUUGACCUUGAAUGACCUUAAACUUGACCCUAUCUACCUACAACAGCUACUGGGAGGAUACCGCCAGCUCCAUACAGCCAGCUUAAUGACCAGUGUCCACUCUAGGUCAAGGAACGCUGGCGACCUGGCACAGAAACUCUUUAAUAAUGUCUUCCAGGGUGUGGUGUGUAGGAGUACUGGAGGAGGUUUGGAGGCCCUAACUCUCACACCUGUGGUACAUACAUUGGUGAAAGACAUGCUGACACUCAGUUUCCACCUAGGACUACCGGGAAAGGUACUUGUGGAAGCCAUACUUGAACAGACUAUGGUGAGUGGAUCUAGUAAGGGUUUGGAGCAGUGUCAUGGUGACCUCGUCUUCUCAAUGUUUAAGUCUGUGAUAGCUGGUCACAUGGCGUCCGAGUCGGAUGUGUGUGUCAAGGCGUUGGCUGUACGUGCUGGAUCAGAUGGUAGGAAGGUGAGCAGGAUCCUGGUGGCUAUGGUGGACCACGUCACUAGGGACAAGGCACUGAGAAAAAGGGUAGGACAGGACAUAGUGAAGAGUGUACUGGUGCAGUGGAAGACAAUUGCCACUUGGUGUGACAGCAAGUCGUCAGUUGACCUCCAGAGCAUGACCUUGCUGUUACUGACCAAGUUGCUUCUUAUUGACAGUAAGUUUGUAUCCACACCGUCCUCGACAUCAUUUGAGGAUGUGUUUGAUACAUACCUCCGAUGUCUGAUCGACACUAGGACCAACCUCGCGUUUAAGUGCCGUGUAUUAGACCUGCUACCUUUCUUUGUCAAUGUCCCGAAGCCCCACAUCACAAAGCUCAAGACAAAUUUAGACAGACUUGUGGCAGAUAACUUCCCUCUGAAGAGUUCUGAAUUCCCCAAGGGCAGUUCCCAAUAUCGGGACUAUAUAUCGGCUUUAGACAAGAUUUUGAGUGGAUUAGAACUUUCUGGCAGUCUGGUUCUGUUAGAGCUACUCAUCAGUAUUGCUUGUCGAGAACAGAAACACACCUAUGAGGAUACGAUCCAACAGUGUCUCAACAGAUUUAUAAGGAGGCUCCCUGGGGACAAACAGAAGCUAGCUGUAGAUGUAGCCUACAACGUGUUCUGUAAAGAGAGCUUCCCUGCUGAGAUCCGCGUUGCCACCCUGGAGAAGGUCGCCUUGCCGAUGUUACGCUUGUGUCACAAGUCAGCAUUACUAGAGUUCUAUCUGGACCAUAUGAAAGACCUAAGGACCACACUGGAGGCCAAACAGGCUAAGGGCCCAGGGUUGGAGAAUCAGCUGGUGAGUAAGACUGGCUAUUUCCAGUUGCUGGACAUCAUGUACUCCCACCUAACUAAAGACGAGGUCUCCAGCAAAAACUCGGCACUCAACGAGAAGUUUUGUCAGACCAAAGAUGAACCAAUCAAAACAGGAUCAGAGAUGACUAGGGCUGUAAUGAAAAUUGGCCAUGCUGCCAAAGGCGAGGAUACGCGAGGGGAGACAACUCUGCUGAACCAGCGUCGCCUGUACCACUGCGCAGCCUACAACAUGCUUAUUUCUGUGGUGUCUUGUACUCAGACAGAGGCCAAGUUUUAUCAAGUGUUUCUAUUUAAGGAGGACGAGACAAAGGGUGACUUUUUGCUGGAUAAUCUGAUAGAUAAAGAAAGGAGCUAUGAAUUUCCUACAGAGUUGACGUCUCCCAUGGAAAGAAAGAAACAAUUUGUGUCUCUACGAAAGGAGGUGAAAGAACGCCAAAUGAUGCAGGGCAUUACCAUGGAAACAGACUAUGCUUCCUUCAACCUAGCUUCACAGUAUCUGGCAGACAGUAGUCUACAUGAUGAUGUUAGCCAGUACGAUUUCUCCACGGCAGGCACAUCACAGUUUUCACCUUCAUCCUCGGACAAAGGGAAGACACGCCUAGGUCGGAUCUUCAGCUACAACGACCCAGAUGAUGACACAGAAACCAAGGUGGUUGUGCAGGAUGACUAUGUGGAACUGGAGAUGGAUGAUUUGAACAAACAUGAAUGUAUGGCUACUUGCAUAGCCUUGCUACAACACAUGCAAAGGACUGGUGUUACACCCCCUGUCAAUACGGGGACAGUGGCCACCAUGCCGGGGUGGAUGGAUUACUUACACACCAAAAUGAAAAGUGCAAAAACUCAUGUCAACAUCAAAUUGUUCAUCGCAAAGCUUGUCAGCAACUGUACACAGAUGUUUCAGCCAUAUGCACGGUACUGGCUUCGGCCACUGAGCCAGCUGAUUCUGAGUGGAGCUCUCGGGAGCGAGGGAAUUAAUUACUUUGUAGUGGAUAUUGUGGUCACUAUGAUGUCAUGGCACCAGGUGGCCAUUCCUCAGGACACUGCUGAGGAACGUGCCAUGGCAACGCGUGUGGUGGAAUACUUAACAGCAAAUGUGUUCAGUGAAACACGGCCUGUGUUUAGGAAUAACUUGGAGCUACUGAAAACUCUACUCCAGUGUUGGCGAGAACGGCUGGAAGUCCCGUACAAUGUAAUUUACAAGCUGAUGAUGGAUUCACGUGGGGAUCCCAAGUCGCCACGCCACAGCACUGGGAUUCAGAUUCUAGGUGUUGUCCUGGCCUGCAAGUUACCUCCCUAUGGUCCAGUGGCUCCUGUUGACCGAGACAAGUUUUUCUCCACUGUAUCACACUACCUGACCCAUCACCUGCGGUCUGUGUACGCUGCCACAGCCGAAGUGGUCGGUAUGAUAUUCCAGUACCUGGCCGAGAAGGAAAAGGAGACUGAAGGGCCAUUCUACAAUCAUGUGACUGGACUGAUGAACUCCAUCCAUCUCUCUAAGCCUGAAAACUUUGUUAUAGGGGUACACAGAAUCCAGAGACACUACCCCCCUGUGGCUACCAAAUUUGUCAAUAAGAUACUAUUUAUGUUACCGAAGAUGCAUGGAGAGUUCCGCAGCCUCAGUCUGGAGAUAAUUCAUGGUUGUGUCGAAAGCAUUGAAAACAUCUAUAUGGAACUCAAAUCAAAGGGUCUCAUGUCCUAUCUCACUCACAGGGAUGAACAGACCCAGCUUAUCGCUCUUAAGAUUGUGAAGACAAUUAUGGGAAAACUUGAGCCAAAGGAACUAAUGGCCUUGUUACCCCUGGUGACAGCCUUCUCCAGUCAUCCUAGUACAUCCUGUCGUACCGUCAUGUACGAUAUCCUCAUGUGGGUGUACGACAACUAUCGGAGAGAUGACAACGAGGAUGCCCACAUAAUCAUACAACAGACAAAAGAGGGGCUCCUAAGGGGACUUGGGGACGAAGAUCUUCACUCCAGACUGUUGAUCCAGAACUUCUGGAGCAGUGAGACACGUCUGCCACCGGACACCUUAGACCGUCUGGUGGCUAUGCUGGAGGCAAUGUAUGCCCCGGUUACCGAACAACAGUACCUCAGCUAUGCCACCAAUCUCCUUCUGGAAAUGACCUCGAAAAGUCCUGACUAUCAACGACAAAUAUUUGAGCAUCCUCUUUCUGAGUGUAAAUUCCAGGAUUAUAAUGUGAAGUCGUCAUGGAGACAAAGACAUGUAGCCAUGACACCACUAUUUGCCAAUACCAUGGCAACCCAGGCAAUGGACACUGACAGUCCUCCAUCAGACAGCCUGGACGGUCAGAUACAGGCCACAGCAGAUGUCCAGCAGUUCACAGCCACACAAGAUGGUUCAAGAGCCCCAUUUAACUGGCUGACCCAGAGCAGUCUGGACACCUUCACAGAUUAUGGAACUGUUGGGUCAGAGCCCCAGAGUGCUUUACUCUUCAGUGUGGGGGCAGUGGAGACCUCAGCCAGGAUUGGACGUCCCAGGGUCCGUCCUAAACCCUCAGAAUUUGGACAGCCACGUCCAGGGCCCAGUAAAGUCAAAACAGAGGAGAAGGCUGGACCAUCAGAGUCUGAGGAAGGGAAUGAGAUGUUACGCCUAAAGAGAAGAUUUCUAAGAGAUGAAGAGGCCAAUAAGAUUUUCUUUGCAAGGAGGACCACACGGAUAAAACAGAUGAGAGAGGUGGCCUUGCAGGAACAGAAGACACGCCGGGAGAACCAGGUCACAAUGUACAGGAAGUAUCGUAUUGGUGAUUUACCAGACAUACAGAUCAAGUACUCCUACAUCAUCGCACCCCUCCAGGCCGUGGCCCACCGUGACAGCACCAUCGCCAAGAUCCUUUUUAGUGAGCUCUUCAAGGCGAUAUAUGAUGAAAUGGACCAAGUGAAAGUUGAACGUGAGAUAGAGCCAAUCGUAACGCAGAUCAAGAACAGCCUGGGUACAGUUUUAUCACAGUCAGUCCAGUAUCACCCACCCUUCAUCGGCUGUAUGUUGGACAUUGUGUACCAGUUAAGAAGUCAGCUGUCCGUUGAUGUGACCAGUGUGGGUUCCAGUGCCACCUUCAGUAACCUACAGCCUUUAGGUAUUGUAGUAUUAGAAGAGCAGCUUAUCAUACACAAUCCAGAGGAAGGGAGACCAUCCAAGCGAGGAAAGAUGGACACGCUGACCAUCUCCAAAGAAGUUCCUACCUGGAUAGAGCUCGCGAGGUUAUAUAAGUCUGUAGAUGAGUAUGAUGUGCUACUUGGGAUAUUCACUGGUAAAAUUGGCACACAGGAAAUUACCCAGAGGGCAGUGUCAUUUGAAGCAAGGGGAGACUACUACCAAGCCAAGAAGUUAUAUGACGAGGCACUGGGUUUUACCGACUGGCCUGAUGGCAAUCCCGAGAUGGCCGAGGUGGAUUUGUGGGACGAUUGUAGAAUGGAGUGUUUAGAUAACUUGACAAAUUGGAAUGAGCUGGACACAGUGUCGACUUCUGGAAUAGAAGCUGGGGACCUGUCCUCAGUGUGGGACGAUACAUUUUACCAGGAACACUACCUGCCGUUUAUCAUUCGUAGCAAGGUGAAGCUGGUUCUCCAUGGAGACCACCAUCAGCAGUCCCUCAUCAGUUUUGUGGAUGAGGCGAUGAGGAUCCCAGAACACAAGUCUCUACUCGAGAACCGUUACUGUGGAGAUCUGGCACUACUGGCUGUGUGGCAGGAGGACUAUGACCGUGCUCGACACUAUACAACAAUGGCAGUACAGAGGUUCCAACAGGAGUGGAGCAGUACAGAUACACUUAUGAUGUCUAGUCGUGUUAACAAACUACAGCAGUUACAGCCCUUACUGGAACUACAGGAGUUCCUCGACUUUAUAUCUCACGAAUCAAACUUCAGUUCCCCUGGUCCUGCUAACCGUCUGCUGGAGAAGUGGGGGCGACGGUCACCUGACAUGCUGCUGGACUCGGUCAGGGUGUGGGAUGACAUCGUCACCAACAGGAAUCUUUACCUAGAUCACAUUGCAACACGCUUGGCAGCGAGAGACCAAAACUCUGAAGAUUCUAUGGAGGUAGAAACGGCAGACACAUUCCUGGAGUCUAAACUCCGACUCCAUCUACAAAUGGCCGAGAGCUGUAAAGAUCAGAACAAUUACAAACUAGCUUUACAGAUCCUGGGGGAAAAUAAAAGUCAUUGUAAGGGUAGUGGCAAUGCUGGGCUGUGGAUAACUUGGGGCCACCUCUAUACCAGUACACACCACAAGAAAGCACACAGCUCCCAGGCCAGCUGGGCAGACGAUACCUUCACCAGCAUCGCCUCCACUGUGGAUCUUCUCGAUAAAAACAGCAAAAAUGAUACCCUUGAGGAGAUUCCAUCGUUGGGUCGGCGACAUUUUGCUUUGCUGGGACAGACACAUGAGCUAUUGGUCGAUGGUGUACGAUCAGUCAGUGGCCUUGGUUGUCUUGGCGACAGGAACAGACAGAGGCUGAUGGACAUUACAGGGGUCAGCAAAAUGGAUGAGACAGAGCUGAUGGAAAGCCUUGUUAAGCAUGGCUUUGAGAACAUCAAGAAGUCACUACACUACGAGGAAUCUGGAGAUUCCCCACAGAAUGGCUACAGCAGAGACAUGGCCUUCAUGGCUGUCGCCAAGUUCUGUGACCGGAUCCUAAGGAUGGUAGAAGAUGAUGAACUGGAGCUAAGUAAACCCACUAUCAAAACAUUCCCCGAUACUGUGGUCGUAUGUCUGCUAAAUGCUAUGCGGUUAGACUCCAUGGAGGCCAAACAGAGGUUUCCUCGACUUCUACAGCUUGUGGAGCUGUACCCUGACUGUAUGGGCACGUUUAUUGACAAGUGUGGGGAGGUGCCCUGUUGGAUGUACCUGCUGUGGAUCAGCCAGAUGGUGGCCCUGAUGGACAAGCCAGAGGCUCCUGCUGUACAACCUACCCUACUGAAAAUAGCAACUAUGUAUCCUCAGGCUGUUGUAUAUCACUUCAAGCUCAGUCAGGAGGGCUUCCAGUUCAGUAACAAACCUCAAGAUAAGAAGAACAAAGCCAUGGUGGACAGACUAGCAGACCAGCUGAAUGAAGAACAUGUUCCUCUGGUAACCAAACUCAUCUCUGCCUUAGAACAAUUCGGCCAGCCAGACCAAAUAUUCAAGGACUGGGGUAAUGACAUGCUAAGGAUACUGAAGAAAAAGAAGCAGGACAGCAUGAAAGUCAAGGAAAUGUAUCAGGAGAUGUAUCGGCAGGUUUUGGAGCCAUCGCAGGCUACACUGGCCAGUCACCACGACGAUGUUUCGUCCACGCAGACUAGCUCUCAGUCAACCAUUGAGAUGGGGCAGUACCUCAAAAAGUUCUCAGCUAGAUUCAAAAAGGAAAUUGAUAAAUGUUUUGGUGAUGGCGGUAGAAAGCUUGUUGGUAUGAAGAUGAAGGAGUUCUAUGGGAAUUUCCGUAAACUUUGUGAGGAUAUGGACCAGGAGGUGCGUGGUGUACCUAAGAACUCAAAACUCAUUCCUCCGGGAUCACUGAAGGAGUACUGUAAAUGGAUGGUGGAAUUCAACCCAAACACCGAGGGAAACAACUUGGAAAUUCCAGGUCAGUAUACCGGCCUAACAAAGCCUCUACCGGAAUAUCAUGUGAAGAUUGCUGGCUUUGACCAAAGGGUUCUGGUGAUGUCAUCCAUUCGGAAGCCGAAGCGAGUUGUUAUCCGCGGGAAUGACGAGAAGGAAUACCCUUACCUUGUGAAGGGUGGUGAAGACUUACGGCAGGACCAACGUAUAGAACAGCUUUUCUUCCUGAUGAAUCAGGUGUUUGAUCGGGAUCCUGCCUGUCGACAGCGUAAACUUCAUCUCAAAACCUAUCAAGUCAUCCCCAUGACUCCCAGGGUCGGCCUGAUUGAGUGGGUCAGCAACACUACACCCAUGAAGGAUUUCCUCAAUUCCAGUCUCACUGAGCAGGAGUACAACUUCGUUCACCACAAAACAAAUGGUCCUAGUGCACAGCACAAUGCCUGGCUACAAAAGCUUGGGAAGGAUUUGCCGCUAGCUAAAAUGUAUGGUGUCAUGUACCAGAAGUAUAACAAAACAGAAGCAAGUCGAGAACUACGCCUCAAGGAAAAUAAAAUUCCAUGGGAUCUGUUCAGACGGGCGUUCCAUGACAUCAGUACGUGUCCCGAGGCAUUCCACGUACUGCGCUGUACUCUGGCUGUGUCCCAUGCCCUGGUGUCCAUCUGUCAGUACAUUCUAGGCAUAGGUGAUCGCCAUCUCUCCAACUUCAUGAUCAAUCUCAAAACUGGUCAGAUGAUCGGUAUUGAUUUUGGGCAUGCAUUUGGAUCAGCCACUCAGUUCCUGGCUAUCCCGGAGCUGAUGCCAUUCCGUCUGACCCGACAGUUACGUAACCUGAUGCUGCCCCUGGAGGUGAAGGGUCUGAUGGAGAGUACUAUGGUUCAUGCACUGCGUGCUCUCCGGGAAGAUUAUGACUUACUUCUUGCAACCAUGGACAUAUUUGUAAAGGAGCCAUCUGUUGAUUGGCUGGUUAAUGCAGAAAAACAGAUGCAAAGUUUGAAUUUAGAAGAGUCCCUUGAAGAGGAAAACAUUACCUGGUAUCCCAAGGAGAAAGUGUGUUAUGUAAAGAGGAAACUUAAGGGUGAAAAUCCUAGAUACAUAACAAGGGAUGAGCUGAGACUUGGUCAUUCAAAGAAUGAUGCCCUGCGUAACUUUGAGACUGUUGUGAUGGGUGAGAGAGGUGACCUAAGGGCACAACUUGGUCAACACAAUCUUAGUGUGGAGGACCAGGUAGCUGCUCUUAUUGACCAAGCCACAGAUUCCAAUAUCCUUGGUCGUGUCUACGCAGGCUGGGAACCUUGGAUGUAGAACACGUACACUUAUCAAAUACACUAACAUGGACGACGGUCGUGCAUUAUCAGAUCAAAUUAAUAGGUCAAUCAACUGGUCAAGUGUCAAACGAGCAGUAUUUGAGCAGUAGAUUAUAUUGCAUCAUUGACAGCAGGUCUGUAACAUUGUCACAAGAUUUGAGUAACU
This is a messenger RNA of Pecten maximus, 10210 nucleotides long. Its product is annotated as DNA-dependent protein kinase catalytic subunit-like. Gene Ontology annotation, molecular function: protein binding; DNA-dependent protein kinase activity. Lineage: Eukaryota; Metazoa; Mollusca; Bivalvia; Pectinida; Pectinidae. Gene Ontology annotation, cellular component: nucleus. The record is from RefSeq and is a predicted model, not a curated record. Gene Ontology annotation, biological process: double-strand break repair via nonhomologous end joining; telomere maintenance; intrinsic apoptotic signaling pathway in response to DNA damage.